This is a messenger RNA of Mustela lutreola (European mink), 1969 nucleotides long. It is a transcript of the gene ZFAND1, whose product is annotated as zinc finger AN1-type containing 1. Gene Ontology annotation, cellular component: cytoplasmic stress granule; cytoplasm. The record is from RefSeq and is a predicted model, not a curated record. The coding region runs from base 90 to 917 and encodes 275 amino acids. Gene Ontology annotation, biological process: cytoplasmic stress granule disassembly. Gene Ontology annotation, molecular function: zinc ion binding. Lineage: Eukaryota; Metazoa; Chordata; Mammalia; Carnivora; Mustelidae. The transcript is spliced from 9 exons.
CGCAGUGAUGGCGGAAUUGGACAUAGGGCAGCACUGUCAGGUGGAGCAUUGCCGGCAGCGAGGUGAUCUAGCAGUCCUUAGCUACGAGCAUGAUUUUCUUCCUUUUGUGUGUGAUGGUUGUUCAGGAGUAUUUUGCCUUGAACACAGAAGCAGGGAGUCACACAGCUGUCCUGAGGUUAGGCCUCCUCCUAGAGAGCAGUUCAGUUCCAACAGGGAAGAAGAGAAAGCUGAGCUCACCAUUACCAAAGGUGACUGUAAUCAAUGAGAAAUUGAAGUCAGAUAAGCCUACAUCUUACCCAUGCUCAUUCAAGGACUGUGCUGAAAGAGAGCUUGUGCCAGUUAAAUGUCCUUAUUGUGAGAAGAAUUUUUGCCUGAGGCACCGUCAUCAGUCGGAUCAUGAAUGUGAAAAACUGGAAAUUCCUAAGCCUCGUAUGGCUGCCACUCAGAAACUUGUUAAAGAUAUUAUUGAUUCUAAGACCGGAGAGAUAGCAAGUAAACGACGGAAAGGUGCAAAAAAUAGUGAAACAGCUGCAAAGGUAGCAUUGAUGAAAUUAAAAAUGCAUGCUGUUGGAGAUAAGUCAUUGCCACAGAAAGAAAGAGUUUACUUUCACGUUUUCUUACCUAAGGGGAGCAAAGAGAAGAGCAAACCAAUGUUCUUUUGCCACCGAUGGAGCAUUGGAAAGGUCAUAGACUUUGCAGCUUCUUUAACCAGUCUUAAAAAUGAUAAUAACAAAUUAACAGCUAAGAAAUUAAGGUUAUGUCACAUUACUUCAGGAGAAGCCUUACCCUUGGACCAUACUUUGGAAACCUGGAUUGCUAAGGAAGAUUGUCCUUUAUAUAAUGGUGGAAAUAUUAUCUUGGAAUAUCUUAAUGAUGAAGAACAGUUUUUAAAAAAUGUUGAUUCUUAUCUGGAAUAGUCAUGUAAGGAUUCAAGCCAGAAAUGAAGAAAAUUUUAUGUUAAGUCAAUUUCUUUUACUACAAAUACUAUAUACAUAUAUUUUAUUUUUAAAAGUUGCUUUUUAACUUAUUUCCAUUGUGUCAUAAUUUACAUUAUCAGUUUUCUGUUAAAUUAAAUUGGAAUUUUUGUGUUAAAGUUUAACUAUGAGCAGACAUUCAGUUAUUAGUAAAUUUUUAUCUUUAGCUUUUAUUAGGUUGUGCUUAGUAACAACAAAAAGGUGUAUUUCAUUUAGUUAACGUCAGCUAUUGUGGCGCUGCUGCGUGUCCUCUUUACUCUCGGAUCUAAGCUGACUCAUGUUUGGGACAUUGCUACUUUUAAGGCAGAGGAAGAAAGAGAUGGUUUUUAGAAAAUACAUGUAUCCAAAAAAGAGAAAGAGAGAGAGAGAGAAAGAAAGAAAAAAUACAUGUAUCACUUUUGCUUUAAGCAAGUAACCUUGCCAAACCUUGUAUUAUGAAGCCACAGUAUAUAAAGCCUUAACUAUAUAUCCAGAUGUAUAAAUUGAUGUGUAUACAUGAAUCAUAGAAACUUGGAGACCAUCUUAUUCAUUCUUCUAAGUUUUUAGAUGAGGAAUCUCAGGGUAGGAAGAAGAAAUGAUUUUCUUGGUGUUCUCUGUACUGCAUUGGGGCAUAUCUCUCUGAUAAAGGUCCUCCUCCAGUAGGAUUUACCUUUUUUGUUUGUGUAAAUGUAUUACAAAUGAGAGUAAGAUGAGGUAGCACAAAAAUGAGAGUAAGAUGAGGUAGCACAACUUCAUUUCAGUAUCUUUAUAUAUAUCAAAGCAAAAUACAUACCAAAAGGAAUUAUAUUUUACCAACACAUUAAAAUGAAUGCUUCUGACUGAUCUAUCUCUUCCAUCGGUACUCAACAAAGUACUACCAUAUAGAAGAAAUAGAAAUGAUUUCUUCUUUUCCCUUUUUUGUUCUUUUUGGUAAAGGCUUUGUCCCUUUUGUGUUUUAAUUGUCAUGGACACAAAGUAGCUUUACGUAUAAUUAAAUAAAGGAAUUAAACUCAGAA